CAUCGGAGGAGCGACGGCCGGAGGCGGCGGCGUAGGCCCCGGCGGGGUGUUUGGUUUCGGUUUGGCCCUGACUGGAGUUAGUACUGACGGUGGAAAUGGGAGUCCCCAAGUUUUACCGAUGGAUCUCGGAGCGGUAUCCCUGCCUCAGCGAAGUGGUGAAGGAGCAUCAGAUUCCUGAAUUUGAUAACUUAUACCUGGAUAUGAAUGGAAUUAUACAUCAAUGUUCCCAUCCUAAUGAUGAUGAUGUUCACUUCAGAAUUUCAGAUGAUAAAAUCUUUACUGAUAUUUUUCACUACUUGGAGGUGUUAUUUCGCAUUAUUAAACCUAGGAAGGUGUUCUUCAUGGCCGUUGAUGGUGUGGCUCCUAGAGCAAAGAUGAAUCAGCAGCGUGGCAGGCGUUUUAGGUCAGCAAAAGAGGCAGAAGACAAAAUUAAAAAGGCUGUAGAAAAAGGAGAAACUCUUCCUACAGAGGCCAGAUUUGAUUCCAACUGCAUUACACCAGGGACUGAAUUCAUGGCCAGGUUACAUGAACAUCUGAAGUAUUUUGUAAAUAUGAAAAUUUCUACAGACAAGUCAUGGCAAGGAGUUACCAUCUACUUCUCAGGCCAUGAGACUCCUGGAGAAGGAGAACAUAAAAUCAUGGAGUUUAUCAGAUCCGAGAAGGCAAAGCCAGAUCAUGAUCCAAACACCAGACACUGUCUUUAUGGCUUAGAUGCUGACUUGAUUAUGCUUGGAUUAACAAGUCAUGAGGCACAUUUCUCUCUUUUAAGAGAAGAGGUUCGGUUUGGUGGCAAAAAGACACAAAGAGUGUGCGCACCAGAAGAAACCACAUUUCACCUCCUACACUUGUCUUUAAUGAGAGAGUAUAUUGACUAUGAGUUUUCAGCAAUCAAAGACAAGAUCACAUUUAAAUACGAUAUUGAAAGGAUAAUAGAUGAUUGGAUUUUGAUGGGAUUUCUUGUUGGCAAUGAUUUUAUCCCUCAUCUACCUCAUUUACAUAUUAAUCAUGAUGCACUGCCUCUUCUUUAUGGAACAUAUAUAACCAUCUUGCCAGAACUUGGGGGUUAUAUUAAUGAAAGUGGGCAUCUCAACUUACCUCGAUUUGAGAAAUACCUUGUGAAACUAUCAGAUUUUGAUCGAGAACACUUCAGUGAAGUUUUUGUGGACCUCAAGUGGUUUGAAAGCAAAGUUGGUAACAAGUACCUCAAUGAAGCAGCAGGUGCCGCAGCAGAAGAAGCCAAGAACUACAAGGAAAAGAAAAAAUCAAAGGGCCAGGAAAACUCUGUAUGUUGGGCUGCUUUAGACAAAAAUGGAGAAGAAGUGGUAACUUCUAAGGACAAUUUAGAAGAUGAGACUGAAGAUGAUGACCUAUUUGAAACCGAGUUUAGACAGUAUAAAAGAACAUAUUACAUGACAAAAAUGGGAGUUGACGUAGUUUCUGAUGACUUUCUGGCUGAUCAAGCUGCAUGUUAUGUUCAGGCAAUACAGUGGAUUUUGCACUAUUACUAUCAUGGAGUUCAGUCUUGGAGCUGGUUUUAUCCAUACCAUUAUGCACCUUUCCUAUCUGAUAUCCGCAACAUCAGUACACUCAAAAUCCAUUUUGAACUAGGAAAACCUUUUAAGCCAUUCGAACAGCUUCUUGCUGUACUUCCAGCAGCUAGCAAAAAUUUACUUCCUACAUGCUACCAGCAUUUGAUGACCAGUGAAGACUCGCCAAUUAUAGAAUAUUAUCCACCUGAUUUUAAAACUGACCUAAAUGGGAAACAACAGGAAUGGGAAGCUGUGGUACUAAUACCUUUUAUUGAUGAGAAGCGAUUGUUGGAAGCCAUGGAGACAUGCAACCAUUCCCUCAAAAAAGAAGAGAGAAAAAGAAACCAACAUAGUGAGUGCCUAAUGUGCUGGUAUGAUAGCAACACAGAGUUCACGUACCCCUCUCCAUGGCCAGAAAAGUUCCCUUCCAUAGCACGAUGCUAUGCAAGGUAUAAAAUAAUAUCAUUAGAUGCUUGGCGUGUAGACAUAAACAAGAACAAAAUAACCAGGGUUGACCAGAAGGCAUUAUAUUUCUGUGGAUUUCCUACUUUGAAACACAUCAAACACAAAUUUUUUUUGAGGAAAAGUGGGGUUCAAGUAUUCCAGCAAAGCAGUCGUGGAGAAAACAUGAUGUUGGAAAUCUUAGUGAAUGCAGAGUCAGAUGAACUAAGUGUAGAAAAUAUAGCUUCAUCAGUGCUUGGGAAGUCUGUCUUUGUUAAUUGGCCUCAUCUUGAAGAAGCUAGAGUUGUUGGUGUAUCAGAUGGAGAAACUAAGUUUUACUUGGAAGAACCUCCAGGAACACAGAAGCUUUAUUUGGGAGGAACUGUGCCACCCUCUAAAGUGGUCCAUCUUGGAGACAAAGAACAAUCUAACUGGACAAAAGAAGUACAAGGAAUUUCAGAAUUCUACCUGAGAAGAAAAGGAAUUAUAAUAAAUGAAACAUCUGCAGUUGUAUAUGGUCAGUUACUCACAGGUCGUAAAUAUCAAAUAAAUCAAAAUGGCGAAGUCCGUCUAGAGAAACAGUGGUCAAAGCAAGUUCUUCCAUUUGUUUAUCAGACUAUUGUCAAAGACAUCCGAGCUUUUGACUCCCGUUUCUCCAAUAUCAAAACGUUGGAUGACUUGUUUCCUCCUAGAAGUACGGUCUUUAUGCUGGGAACACCCUAUUAUGGAUGCACUGGAGAAGUCCAGGAUUCAGGGGAUGUGAUUAUAGAAGGCAGGAUUCGUGUGGUUUUCAGUAUUCCAUGUGAACCCAAUCUUGAUGCUUUAAUACAGAACCAGCAUAAAUAUUCUAUAAAGUACAACCCAGGAUAUGUGUUGGCCAGUCGCCUUGGAGUGAGUGGAUACCUUGUUUCAAGGUUUACAGGAAGUAUUUUUAUUGGAAGAGGAUCUAGGAGAAACCCUCAUGGAGACCAUAAAGCAAAUGUGGGUUUGAAUCUCAAAUUCAACAAAAAAAAUGAGGAGGUACCUGGAUAUACUAAGAAAGUUGGAAGUGAAUGGAUGUAUUCAUCUGCAGCAGAACAACUUAUUGCAGAGUACUUGGAGAGAGCUCCAGAACUAUUUAGUUAUAUAGCCAAAAAUAGCCAAGAGGAUGUGUUCUAUGAAGAUGAUAUUUGGCCUGGAGAAAAUGAGAAUGGUGCUGAGAAAGUUCAAGAAAUUAUUACUUGGCUAAAGGGACAUCCUGUCAGUACUUUGUCUCGGUCUUCUUGUGAUUUACAAAUUCUGGAUGCAGCUAUUGUUGAGAAAAUUGAAGAAGAAGUUGAAAAGUGCAAGCAAAGAAAGAAUAAUAAGAAGGUUCGAGUGACAGUGAAGCCUCAUUUGCUAUACAGACCUUUAGAACAGCAACAGGGAGUCAUUCCUGACCGGGAUGCAGAAUUUCGUCUCUUUGACCGUGUUGUAAAUGUGAGAGAGAACUUUUCCGUUCCAGUCGGCCUUCGGGGCACCAUCAUAGGAAUUAAAGGGGCUAACAGAGAAGCUGAUGUACUAUUUGAAGUAUUAUUUGAUGAAGAGUUUCCUGGAGGCUUAACAAUAAGGUGCUCACCUGGUAGAGGUUACCGACUGCCAACAAGUGCCUUGGUGAACCUUUCUCAUGGGAGUCGCUCUGAAACAGGAAAUCAGAAGUUGACAGCCAUUGUGAAACCACAGCCAGCUGUGAAUCACUAUAGCUCAAAUUCAUCAAUUUCAUCUGGGCAUUUGGGAGGCCUGAACCAUUCCCCUCAAUCACUUUUUGUUCCUACUCAAGUCCCUGCUAGAGAUGAUGAGGAAUUUUGCAACAUUUGGCAGUCCUUGCAGGGCUCUGGGAAGGUUCCACACUUCCAGCCCCCUCUGCAAGACAAGGGUGCAGUUCUACCUCAAGAAAUAAGUCAAGUAACUCAACAUCAUAAAUCUGGCUUUAAUGACAACAGUGUUAAGCAAAGAAAACAUGAGCCUCACAGAAAAUUUAAAGAAGAGUGUAAGAGUCCUAAAACUGAAAGUCGGUCACAAAAAGUAUCACAUAGUCAGACGUUUGGAGGGCCUGCCAAAUGUAAUAUUAAGCUAUUGAAGAGAAGUGACAGUGCAGAAGUCUCAGAAAACCAAAAGGUUGUGACUAGUUAUCCAAAUGCUGUUGAUAAGCCUAAUCCUGGAAUUGAGAACUUCUUAGCAUCCUUGAAGAUCUCCAAAGAAAAUGAAGUACAGUCAUCUCAUCAUGAAGAGCCUCCAAGCGAAGAACAUUUGUCACCACAGUCAUUUGCUAUGAAGGGAACUCGGAUGCUUAAAGAAAUUCUAAAAAUUGAUGGCUCUGACACAGUGGACCAUAAGAAUGAUAUGAAACAGUUUGGUAAUGAAGUCACUGCUUCCUCUAAUAGAAGAGAUGAAUAUGGAUCUUCCUCACAGCCUAAACAAAGUAAGAAAUUAACAUCUUAUACGAACAAGCCUCACAGUGCUAGUGAGUACCAUAAUGUCCAGUCUGUGGACAGUGUGUGCUGGCCUGCUCCCAGCCAGAUUCCUCCUGUGUCCACACCAGUAGCUGAACUUUCUAGAAUUUGUUCCCUUGUUGGAAUGCCACAACCAGAUUUCUCCUUUCUGAGAACACCACAGACAAUGACAGUUUGUCAGGUAAAAUUAUCUAAUGGCUUAUUGGUACAUGGGCCACAGUGCCAUUCUGAAAAUGAAGCCAAGGAAAAAGCUGCACUCUUUGCUUUACAACGAUUGGGCUCCUUAGGAGUGAGUUUCCCUUUGCCUCCACCAAUAUUUCCAAGUUAUCCUCCUGCUGUACCACCUGGAACCAUUCCUCCAGUUUUUCCCCAACCUACUGGCUGGGAUCACUAUGGAAGCAACUUAGCAUUGGGGGCAGCUAAUAUAAUGCCUUCAUCAUCUCAUCUCUUUGGCUCAAUGCCAUGGGGACCACCAAUGCCAGUUCCUGGGAAGCCCUUCCAUCAUACUUCAUAUGCCGGGACCAUGCCUAUGGCUGGAGGAAGAGCUGGUGUGCACAAUCAGUUCAUACCUCUACAGGUAACUAAAAAAAGGGUUGCAAACAAAAAGAACUUUGAGAAUAAGGAGGCCCAGAGUUGUCAAGCCACCCCAAUUCAGACUAGCCAGUCAGUGUCUUCUGAUGUCACCAAAGUAAUUCCACAGGAGAGUUCGUCAGCUUCCUUAAAGUCCUCUCAGAUUACUCAACCUGUGUCUUCUUUUCAAGUUGAAGCUGCCUCCCCAGGCCAUAGUAUAUCUCACCGUAAGUCAACACCAAGCUCCUCAAGAAGAAAAUCAAGAAAACUGGCUGUCAACUUUGGCAUUUCUAAACCUUCUGAAUAAAUUUGGUACUUGGAAUUAAAUUAAUUUCUUUCCUUUCCUCCCACCUUUUUAUAAAUCCAUAUCUGUGUCUCAUAAAAAACUACAAUGUACUAUUUUAAAACAAUAUAUUUCAAUUAAAAUUUUUUAAUUUUUUAGUUGUCAGGCACUUUUCAUGCUGUUUAAAAGACCAUACAUCAAAUUGUGCAUCUUAAGUAUGUGCAGUUUGUUCUACAUCAAUUAUACCUCAAUAAAGCUGUAAAAAAUAAAAAAAAAGACUAAAUUAAACCUUGUGGUAAAUUAAUAUCAGUGGACUAAGCAUUCUCAUGUACCACUCUAACCACUGGCUUCAUCAUUACAAGCAUCCUAAACUAUGAAUUAAACAUCAUAUUGCAAUAAUUAUAAACAUUUUUUACACUAUCAUUGAGGGAUAAUUAAACGGAGCAUGAAAAUUGGGCCUCGAGUAUAAUUUACUGAAUGUGGGUUUUCUUUCUCUUUUUAAUGAUGUAACAGAAUUGUCAGGAGAAUGGCUCUUAUUUAUAGGUAUUUUAACUUCUGUUCUUUUAUCUCCAAGGGUCCUAUAGACCUGCUGUGAAGUGAUCACAUUUGUGGUGGUGCUGCCAGUUUUGCUUUAUUCUCAAUUUUGUACCAAAGCCACUUCAGAAUACUGAUCAGAAUAUUUCAUUUAACUGCUUAGAACUAUAAAUAGCAAUCUAGAUUUGAGUAAGUAAUUACAGUUUUUUAAAUUAUUCAAGAACCAGCAUUAGUAAUUUCUAAUAAAAUUGUUUCAAAAUCUACAGGGUAUAAUAAUUACAAAUUAAUCUUCUAAUAGAAUAAAGUACAAAAUAUUAAUCAUAUCGUUAAUUAAAAUAAAUUGUAUUAUCCUUUUCUAUAGCUUUUUACCUGCUUACUUAAACAUACAUGAGAGCUUCAUUGCUGGUCCAUGUGUAGUGCUUCCUGGGACUGAUGAAAUUCUGAAUUUUUUAAAAUUCCAAGGUGUGCACAGGCACAAUCAGUGUGUAAUGUAUAUUAUUUAUAUGACAAAUGCCUGUCUCGUUCUCUUUCCAUAUUUUUAGCUUUAUUCUGAACUGUCCAGUGACUGGCAUUUUGUCUUUGCAUGUCGUGUGUGGGUGUGUAUUGUUCAAGCUGUGGCUAUUGAAAUUAUUUUAGUUUAUAAAAAUUUCUCAGUGGUACCAGGGCCUGAGUUUUUAUAUAUAUAUUUAUGCUUUAGUUUUUGUGAUAUGCUUAUAUUUUUAAGGAAGUAAGUUAUCAUACUUUUUUAAAAGUAGGAACCACAAUCUUUGUAUGAAACUGCUUAUUAUUAUAUACAGUUUCAUUUGGCUCAUUGAAAACUCAGCCAUGAGUCUUAGUCUAUUUUUUUUUAAGAACGCUAAUGUUGAAUUAAAUGAAUUUCUUUCUCUAUCUGCUAAAUGUUAGAGUUUCUCUAAAUGUUAAUAGGAUAUUUGUAUAUUAGUAGUGCCUUUAGUAUAAUAGAUAAAUGUCAUCUGUCAUUGAUCAUAGUUUUGUGAGUUUCUGUGAUUUUAUUUGCUGUUAAUUUUCCUAGAUUCAGAUGUUCAUUGGUUCCCAACAUUUCUUUCUAGGGGAAUAUUUGUUUCUCUGUAAUGGGAUCUUGAGUAAUGCGACUCAAGUAAUUCUCAGUGUUUGUCCUUAUUGCCCCACAAACUUUUUUUUUAAAAAAGGAAACAUCUAUUAUGGGAAUACAAUACAAAAAAGUUAAAUUGUGACGAUAAGAUUAUUUUAACCUCUUACUGCUUUAAAGUGUAUAAUAUUUUUCACCUAUGUAACUCUACAAACCCCAGCAUUCAAGAAUUGCCUCACUUAUCAUUGCUCUGCGACUACUCUGUAAGCAGUGUACAGCUCACAUCUUUUUUAAAGCACAGAAGAAGGAGCACAUGCCAUCUUCUGAAAACUCCAAGAGAAAUUUUGGUAAGCAUAGUGCCACUGAACCCAUAUGAGGAUGUUUCCUCAAUAUUCAAGCCAAGCAAGCUGACAAUUCUAGAUGGACAGGCAAUAAAAGUAUUUUCUUUUCGUUCUUUCUUCUCUUUUUAAAAAGACAUAUUAUUCUAAAAGUCAAGGCUAAAGAGAGACUAGAUUAAAAUGGGAGAGAGCUCCAUAAUGACUUCUAAUUGUCAGGCAUUAGUCUAUAUUCUCUUUGCUUUGUACACCUAUUCCAAAUGUGGGCCUGAGAGAAUAGAUGUGCCCUCUCUGGGGAGGAUGUGAGAAGCAGAGGCUGUUUUUAUCUCAUAACAGUCUUGAGGAGACUAGAUCCGCUAAUAGAUUGAGAAACUAACAGUUUUUCCUUUUUUGGAUGGCGUAGACUCAGAAUACCCCAAAGUUUAGAAAUAUGCCCAUUCAACUGUUGAAUCUGUUGUGGCCUCUCUGUGGAAACCAUGGGCUGUAUAAGGCACAGAAGAGCAGAUUCCCCAAAAUGCUUCGUGCUUCCACAUAACAAGAGCAGUUAAAUCUACUUAAACCUUUUUCUUCUCACUGAAACAUUAUUUCUAAAUAUCCCUAUUCAAUAUAAUUUUUUCCCUUUUUUUUGAGCAAAUUAAGUGAAUUUUGAUGAUUGGUCCUUUCAGUCUCAUUGUUCCUUUUCACCGUUUGCUACAUUACCUGAGUGUUAUGAUUUUACCGAUACACUGUAUUAAUUGACUUAAACAUAAUGUAGACUCAAGUCUUAAACAUCUGAGACUCAGUUGCCUGAAAAAUUAAUUUCCCCUCUGUAAGACUUUCCUUGCUGUUCAGAGGGAUAAGCAGUUCUUUUAGAACUAAAAAGAUGAGGAGAGCCUAUUUUUUCCUAUUGGUGGGACAGAUGAAAAACUCUUGAUGCAGGUUUUUUGUUGUUUAUUUCCUUUGCUAUGAUCAGACGCUUGCUUUGGUUUUAGACUGAUAUUUUUCAAACUAAUCUAGAUUUUUGGGGAGGGGGCAGAGAGGGAGGCGAUUGGAAGAAGGAAACCAGUUAAAUGAGGCCUAUCCAACACUGCAUUUUCAGACUAUAUCUUUCUAGCUCAAGGAAAUAGAUAAGCUGCAGGGUCUUUUUUAUUCACUCACUUUUAGAUCAUCUAUUUGUAUUAAUAAAUCAUACAUCUUCAUAGUGAUUGUCUAAUUUUUACCUUUAAGAUAGCUAGAACUGUCCAACUUUCCACUGAAGUUCAUUCUAAUAUGCUUCAUCUCAUUGUCCAGAGCCUCUUUUUUAAAGCAGCUAUGUACAGUUUCCCAGCUUUUUGAGGUUGCUAUAUUUCUUAGUAUCAUCUUGCUGCCAAAUUCUGUUUUUACUGUGGAGGAGAAUUAAUUUAUUGGAGAGAAAUGACCAUGACAGGCAUUUUCUACCUUUUAAAAAAAUGAAUCACAGAAAUUCCCUUAUCUUUUUAGAGACGGUGGUAGAACUCAAACUGGCAGUGAUCUUUAUGUACAUUUCGUAAACUUGGUCAGUGAAACAGUCUUUUUUGCAGGAGCUUCCUUUCCUAGUUAGGAUAAUGCUUAAAAUUCCAGAAGUGAAUAUGUUUCAGGCAGAGCUGGUUCAUAUUUCCAUCAGACCACUCCAUCUUCCGCCAGGGAGCAGUAAGGGACAGCGUUGAGACAGACAGAACGGGGACAGGUGAGUGUUUCACUGACUUAACUCCAACACCACUGAUCCUUCUUUUAGAGAGAGAAAGAAACAGGUAUAAAAUAGUUUUGUAGUUAAGAAUGUCAGUGAUCCAUAGCUGCUUGUGUGUGUGUGUGUGUGUGUGUGUGUGUGUGUGUACCAACAGUAAUGCCUUGCUCAAUCAGUGCAUUCAGCCAUCUCAAGUGCAAUUCACGAUGGAGACUCUGGUUUCCAAUAGGUAAAGUUUUACAUAGUUAAACCUGUAAAAAUUAAUUUUUUUCCAGCAGUAUACCUAUCGCUAUUUCAGCAAUCAGUAUACUAUUAAAUUGCCCAGGCCAAAUAAUUAAGUUUCUGUAGAUGUUUUAGUUAUUUGAGCCAAAUCCUCAUACUGUUUUCUCAUGAAGUAAUAGGAGUGAGAAUUUGGUCCACGGUUUGCUUUAAGUUCUCUUAUUCCUUUCUUUUCCUUACAGCUAAAGGGCUUUUUUGUUUGUUUGGGGGCUUGGGGACUUUUUUUGCCUUAAGUCUCUUACAUUUUCUUUUGCCUGCACCCAGUUGCUUCUUUGAGUGUUUUCAUCUGUUUUGAUAUAUGAGUAAUAGCAUACCAUAUCAUCAAAGUGUUCAACAUUUUGCUCAUUUAAACAAUGUAAGUAAAUAUAAUUCAAACAUAUAUAUAUAUAUAUAUAUAUACACACACACACAUAUAUCUUUAAUUCCUUUCUUUCCUCACAUAAGUAUUUUAUAAGUAACUGGAAUUUUUCAUUAGAUCUUAUACAGAGCGGUAUUUUAUUAAAAAUUCAAAAGGGAAGACUUUUAUGUGCUCAUUUUGUAGUUUUUGUUUUUUAAAUAUCUUUACAUUGUCUGCAAUUACAGUGUUUUAAACUUGCAUUGGAAUGGACUUGGAAUGUAUUUUUGUGUUAAGCUGUACAUUUGUAGAUUUCUAAGAAAGCAUGAAGUUAGCCUCAAAAUGUUGUGCAAAAGGAUUUUAAAAUAUAUGAGUCACUGAAAGAGUUUAAACAUCUGUACAUGUUAAAUGCUAUAUGGAUUUUAAUUAAACCUUUGA
Molecule: messenger RNA, 9961 nt
Organism: Hippopotamus amphibius kiboko
Lineage: Eukaryota; Metazoa; Chordata; Mammalia; Artiodactyla; Hippopotamidae
Gene: XRN1
Product: 5'-3' exoribonuclease 1
Exons: 43
Coding region: 96-5318 (1740 amino acids)
Biological process (GO): nuclear-transcribed mRNA catabolic process; rRNA catabolic process
Cellular component (GO): nucleus
Molecular function (GO): 5'-3' RNA exonuclease activity; RNA binding
Source: RefSeq, a predicted model, not a curated record